AUGACAGGAGAGAAUGAUGAACAAGCAUCAAGCUCGUUGGACGUCCUUUCUAAAGGCAAUGUAUGGAUCAAAGAUCUUCCCACGAAUAGUGUUGAACCGAUUGAGGAAUCAUUCGGGGCACGAAAGAUGACAAGAAACGUAGGUGUCUUUAUUUAUUUAUUCUUUCAUUUUUGCACUACUUGAAGACUGUCAGGCAAAUCAAUAGAUAGUUAAACGGACUGAUUGACAAUGUUUCGCCCAGUUUUUAACGUUGAGGACUUUGUUCUUCUCCAUCAUUUUUUUCUCAAUUUUGAGAAGAACCAAGCGCGCGCAAAUGCCCUUCGACUAUGACGCACCAAUUGCGUUUCCUUUUGAUCAACGUCAUUAAAGGAAAACCUUGAAAAGUUUUUCCCAUCUAUUCCAAAUGAACAGAAAAAGGCUGAAAGUUAGUUGGUAAUUAUUUUGUUAUGAAGAGAGUUUAAAUAUUUUUUUAUUCCAUCAUUAUCUUUUUAUUCUGCUUUCAAAAGUCCAAUUGCCUCAAAUCACAGCGGCGGUGGAAUUUAAAACCCUUGUUUCAUCUUUUUUCAUUCCAAUUCAUAAGCAAAAGAACAAGUGACAUUUAAUUCGGCUGAUUUUCCAACACACCUAAUUAUCUACAUCCUGAUCUGUUUCGUUCCUCGAAACCCCAAAUUAGAUUUAUCGAGUAUUAAGCGCCUUUGCGGAGUUCUUAUGGUCGGCGCACUUUAAAUGGUCCUGGCUCGAUACAUGUUCUCAACGAAAACAAUAAAAAUAAUCACGGGACGAUAAAUACUGGGAGUGACUCUGUUAGAAGGCAGAAAUCAGUAAUUCGUGUGAAGUAAGGCUUUGUGCUCGAUGGCUACUUACUUUGGUUUAACAUUCAGUCCAAAACAAAAUGCGUUUUACAUAAACGUCAAAGUUACCCAAUUUUCUUGUUCAAGGGUAAGAAGGAGAGAGAAUUGGAGGAAAAGAUGGCAGUCCUUGAACAACAAUUCCUAGGUAAGAUUUUUUUUUUCAAACUUUGAUCCAGGCUGGUAGUCAGUGCGGAUCAACGUAAGAGCGAGUGGGCGAAGAAAACCCUGGAAACGGCCGAGUUUGUUCGUCAUAUUUCUUAGUGCAAUCCUCGUCGUUUUUUUUGCACCCCCUUCCCGCCCCCUUACCUUUUCUCCUGUCUCCAUUGACUUAGAACUUAUCAAAAGUAAUUGCUCUCUGCAAAGAGAAGAUAUCUUUUUUACAAAUUCACAAGGAAAGAAAGUCGGGGGAAGGAGUAUAGUUAUCAAAUAUUCGAAAGCUAUGUCACAUCCCGGCCCAAACGCAUCAAGGUAUUCGUGAAUGAUGUACUGGUAAUAUUUUUAUAACUGAUCUGUCUAAAUAAGAUUAAAAAUUUAGCCUGGCCGAUAAGAGACUUUCAAAGCUGCAACUUCGAAAGUUCGAAGGAGAUUAUGCAAAGGACGGAGAUACAAGAAAUGAAAAGAGAAAAUCCUUUGAAAGUAAAUAAAGGCUUAAAAACCUAGUCUGACCGACUACAUCAGUUGGGUGUCUGACAGGUCGCAUACGACUGAUUGACCUUCUGAGUUAUUGUAUAUAGCUGAUUGAAAGACACAUGGGUUGACUGUCAACCUGAUAGGCCUUCUCAUUGAUUAACUAUCCAACUAACGUACGAACAAAUAGAUGACUGACUGACUGGCUGACUGACUAACUGACUGGCUGGCUGAGUGGCUAACUAACUGACAGACUGGCUGAAUGACUCACUGACCGGCCGACUGACUCACUAACUGGUCAACGGACUGAAUAACUGACUGAAUGGCUGACCGGCUAAUUAACUGACCGACUGACUGACUGACUGACUGGCUGACUGACUGGCUGACUUACUGACUGGCUGACUAACCGACUUACCGAGUGACUUACUGACUGGCUGACUGACUGACCGACUGACCCACGAACUGACUGGCUGACUGACUGAUCGACCGACCAACUGAUUGACUGACUGAAUGACUGAAUGACUGACCGACAUACGGUUUGACUGACCAGCCGGAAAGGACCAUGCUAAUUGACAUUGACUCAUCCCCGAUUGGUAUGACAUGUGACACGUCACCGCUUAGUAACUUGAUUAUUGGCUCAUUGCUCAUAACUGACUAUCUAACUUUCUAAAGCUUAUUAGAGAAGCUCCAUAAAUUUGGUUGAUAUUAGACAAUGUAAGACCAUACUCUAAGAUUAACAACGAUUCGAUUAUCCACCACUACUGAGCUUAGCUUUUAAAAUUACUUUAGAGAGGGAGAAAGAACUCCUAAAAAAGAACUCUGUCUUGGAAAAUCAGCUGAAAGAAUCAAGUGAAAAAAUGAAUGAUCUACGCAUCCAGCAAGGAAAGGAAAACGAGUCUCUCCAGACUGAAAUUAAAGACUUGAGGGAGACUCUGUCAAUCAGAGAAAAGUGUCAUACAAAACAAAAAGAUAUUUUCAAAAAGAUGGCAGCUAAUUCCCAGAGUGAACUGGACAAAGCUCGGGCGGUCAUUUCUAAUCUCUCUGAAGGGAUGAAGGGUUGUGAAGGUAAGUCUAAUGUACAAAGUCAAUUUUGUAGAUUACCGCAGAUUAGCAAGAAAAACGUUACAAAGGAUCAAACAAUAA
This is a messenger RNA of Pocillopora meandrina, 2621 nucleotides long. NCBI's taxonomy places the organism in Eukaryota, Metazoa, Cnidaria, Anthozoa, Scleractinia, Pocilloporidae. The record is from the annotation of a GenBank genome assembly.